Molecule: messenger RNA, 450 nt
Organism: Trichomonas vaginalis G3
Lineage: Eukaryota; Parabasalia; Trichomonadida; Trichomonadidae
Product: DNA binding
Exons: 1
Coding region: 1-450 (149 amino acids)
Biological process (GO): regulation of transcription by RNA polymerase II
Molecular function (GO): RNA polymerase II cis-regulatory region sequence-specific DNA binding; DNA-binding transcription factor activity, RNA polymerase II-specific
Source: RefSeq, a predicted model, not a curated record
AUGUACUCUCCAAGUAUGUCAUCCAGCGAAUCCUGCAGUGAGUUCAAUGAUUCUGAUCAUCACAUCAUGUUCCCAGACAUCUAUACAUUAAUGAUGAGCCGUGGAGUCACCAUUGACAAGUCAAUGAUGACAAUUUUACCACCAGAGAUCACUUUACAUGAACCUGAAGUCAACAUUGACAUAUCCCUCAAGAAGAGAAAAGAGGGCAAGCGCACUCUCUUUUCAGAUUCCCAACGUUCUGUCCUUAUGCACUGGUUGAAGAAUCAUCAGAGCAAUCCUUAUCCGACAUCCUCCGAAAAGCAAGAGUUGAUGGAGAAAACAGGUCUAAAUCGUGACCAGAUCAAUGUUUGGUUUACAAAUAACAGAGUUCGUCACGGAAUGUCAUCAUCUUCUCACCACCGUGGCAGAAGCUCACAUUCACACUCAUUCUCACUACACGCUUCCCAUUAA